This is a messenger RNA of Athene cunicularia (burrowing owl), 901 nucleotides long. RefSeq names its product nicotinamide N-methyltransferase (gene NNMT). NCBI's taxonomy places the organism in Eukaryota, Metazoa, Chordata, Aves, Strigiformes, Strigidae. The transcript has 3 exons. Gene Ontology annotation, cellular component: cytosol. The coding region runs from base 1 to 789 and encodes 262 amino acids. Gene Ontology annotation, molecular function: N-methyltransferase activity. The record is from RefSeq and is a predicted model, not a curated record.
AUGAGUGAAAACAGCCUCUACGGACCGGAGCACAAGCGCUGCGCUGGCAAUCGGCACCAGACACCAGCCAGAGCCCCACGACGCCGCUGUCCUGGGCACCGUCUCCGUCCUGACUGCGAGGGGCUUCCCCCGACCCCCGCACCAGAGGGGCUGAGCGGCCAGACCCUGGUCGACGUCGGGUGCGGCCCCACCAUCUACCAGCUCCUGUCGGCCUGCGAGCGCUUCCAGGAGAUCCUGGCCCUGGACUACACGGACCAGAACCGCCGGGAGCUGCAGAGGUGGCUGAAGAACGAAGCGGGAGCCUUUGACUGGAGCCCGGUGGUGAAAUACGUCUGUGAGCUGGAGGGGGACAGGGAGAAGUGGGCCGAGAAAGAGGAGAACGUGAGGAAGAAGGUGAGGCAGGUUCUGAAGUGCGACGUGACCAGAGCCAACCCCACAGAGCCCGUGUCCCUGCCUCCCGCCGACUGCCUCCUCUCCACCCUCUGCCUGGAGGGCGCCUGCAAGGACCUGGCCACCUUCCGCGGCGCCCUGCGGAACAUCGGGGCUCUCGUCAAGCCGGGGGGGCACUUGGUGCUGCUGACCGUCCUCCGGGAGACCUACUACGCCUUUGGCAACCAGGUUUUCUCCUGCCUCUACCUGGAGAGGAGCGACGUGGAGGAGGCCGUGGGGGCCGCGGGCUUUGACGUGAGGUUCAGCGAGGUCCAGCCGCACCCGCCCGGUGACGCCCGCACAGACUGCGACGCCGUGCUGAGCCUCGUGGCGCGCAGGUGGGACCCCGGCACCGGGUAACGCGGGGCCCUGGGCAGGAAAACAGCAGCGUCUCUGCUCACCAAGAGCCCCAAGGGUGCAACCCGCAGCCUCUUGCCUCUGUAGCUGAAAGCAAAUAAAUGCACGAGUGCUC